Molecule: messenger RNA, 1641 nt
Organism: Megalops cyprinoides (Indo-Pacific tarpon)
Lineage: Eukaryota; Metazoa; Chordata; Actinopteri; Elopiformes; Megalopidae
Product: butyrophilin subfamily 1 member A1-like
Exons: 6
Coding region: 1-1209 (402 amino acids)
Molecular function (GO): protein binding
Source: RefSeq, a predicted model, not a curated record
AUGAAAAAAGUUAAUAGCGUGAAUGUUAUUGGCUCAUCUCAGCCCGUCAUAGGGAAGUGGAAUCAGAGUGUGGUCCUGCCCUGCCACAUCUCUCCCCCGCUGUCUGCGGUGGACAUGCAGGUGCACUGGUACAGAGUAAGAUUCAGUGCACCGGUGCAUAUGUACCGCUACAAACAGGACUGGCCCACUGAGCAGGACAAUGCCUAUCGGGGGAGGACUCAGCUGUUUAAGGAAGAGCUCGGGCGAGGCAACAUUUCCCUGAGGCUGACAGACCUCCGCCCGUCGGACAGCGGGAUCUAUCACUGCUAUGUGGAUGAAGGUGACUGGGGUGAUCAGGGGGAGACUGAACUGAUUGUCCCAGUGGUAGGUUCUCAGCCUUCGGUGUCUCAGGACAGCACAGACCCAUCCAAGCUCUUGUGCAAGUCUGAAGGGUGGUACCCCAAACCAGAGGUGACCUGGUGGGACAAGAGCGGAAACAAUGUGACACACAUGUCCUGGACUGAAACGGAGCAGGACAGUCACAGUCUGCUGAGGGUCAUUAGUCACAUGGGCACUCAUAAGAAGUCCAAUGUGUUCUCCUGUAUGGUGCGGGCUACCGCGGGACCCGACAGAAUCUUCAGACUGCACAUAGCAGAAAAUAUGCGAUGCAUUCCUAAAUCAGAAUGGAAUGCAAUCCGUAGCUGUGCUGUUGAUGUGUCAUUUGAUGCUGACACAGCCAGUCCCUGGCUCAGGCUGUCCAACGAUGGAAAACAGGUGAGAUGUGGACUGAACUGGCAGAAAGUUCCAGAUAGCCCACAGAGGUUUACCUGGCAUCCUUUCAUCCUGGGCAAACAGAGUUUCACCGCAGGAAGGCACUAUUGGGAGGUCCAGUUAGGGGAGAAGCAGCGCUGGUCCAUAGGUGUCGCCAAAGCUUCUGUUGACCGAAAGGGAUUCUGCAACCAGGUUCCCGAGGAGGGAAUCUGGACUCUGAAGUUGUACAAUAACGAGCGUUUCUAUGCUGGGGCCAACAACCAAUACGACCUCAGCUUGCGACCAGAGAGGCUGGGUGUGUGUCUGGACUACGAGGGCGGGCAGGUCUCCUUCUACAAUGUUGAUAAAAGGUACCACAUUCACACCUUCACCGGCGACUUCACAGAGGCCAUCUACCCUUUCUUUUAUACUGGUAAUACCGAUGAGUUACCACUCAUUCUCUGCGCUGUAGAUCAAUAGAUAAAACAGGUUGUUACCGUUAAUUAUUUUAGAUGCACAGUUGUUCCACCCCUCUCCCCCAUUGUAUGCUUCCCGAUAUUUUUGCUGUUGCAGCCUUGUCUCCCAGUACAUUAUUGCUGUAAAUUAUUUGUUUGACUAUUAUACAUGUGUUUACCAGAGAGUGGUGGGCUGGACAAAGAUCACAUGUAUAUGUAUAUAUAAUCUGUAACAUACUAAACAACAAGUCUGAUAUGGUACCAGUUUUAUGGCCUCGCUGCAAUUCAGAAGAGGGGUGUGAAUCACAUAAAGGCAAGAUCAAGCAUUCUAGGCACUCUGAAAUAAAUAAUAUUAAAUAAAUCCAUAAUAUAGUGUGUUAAAAACUAUAGCACAGUAGCUAUCUCCCCUUUCUACCAUGCUGCAAUAUUUAACUCGGCAGAUAAAAGGGAAACUAUA